Molecule: messenger RNA, 4779 nt
Organism: Lytechinus variegatus (green sea urchin)
Lineage: Eukaryota; Metazoa; Echinodermata; Echinoidea; Temnopleuroida; Toxopneustidae
Product: nascent polypeptide-associated complex subunit alpha, muscle-specific form-like
Exons: 6
Coding region: 626-3520 (964 amino acids)
Biological process (GO): regulation of transcription by RNA polymerase II
Cellular component (GO): nucleus
Source: RefSeq, a predicted model, not a curated record
AAUAAUGUAGCGACUUUACAUCAGACUAAUCACUGCAAGCUUGGGGAAAAUCGGAGAAAGGUGACCGCAACGACAUCUAAAUUUUUCAUGCUUUUCUGCUCAUUUUGGAGUUUGAAUAAUGUACUAAGGUUCUUUGCCAUCAGGCUGCAUCUUUCAGUCCAUGAUACACCCUUCUUGGUGGACAGCAACCUGCCUUCUAAAGAUGGCUGAUGAUUGACCCUCAAGAAUGCUAGCAUCAAUCAGCCACGCAGGACGCAUGUUGCAUUAGCCCCUGCCCCAGUCACCGUGAUUAAUGAAAGCCUGACUUUGGCUGGCUGUGGGUAGUAGAGCUCGAUCUGCAUCUCGCAUAAAUCAGUGCUGGAAAGAAAAAACCCCGGAGAAAGAAUUUCAUCAUCAAGAGGGAUAUUCGUCUCUGUCAGGAGUUUUUCAUUUUGCUCGGAACAGUCGAGCAGUCAAGAAAGAAUAUAAAGCUGGCAUCGUGAGGAACAAAUCGCUUGUUGCCAUGGAUUAAUGGAAUUUACGUUUUUCGCAUUGCUCGGAUAUUGGCUACCAUGUGUGGAAUAUGCGCUUCCUUUGGUGACAUAUUGUGAUUGGCUUGGAGACUACUGAAUGUUAAACAGAAGUCAUGGAGCAGCAGAACCAGUACUUCUAUAACCACAACCAAGGGUCUUCAACCUGCAUGCCACCUCAACAGCAGCAGCAGCAGCAACAGCAAGAUCCAUCUUACCCUGUCAACAAUAUGGACCAGUCCAAGAUGGGUCCUAUGAUGAGGGCCCUUACUGAAGACUUUGAUAUACCUGGUCAGAACUCGGCCAGUAGUUACCCCCAGCAAGGGGUACCCAACAUGCCACCGUCUGGGGACCAGCAAAGAGUACCGUCCAACAAUUUUGGUCCAGCUUCACAGACAUUGUCUGGUUAUGCCAGCCAGUAUUCUACAGGGCCAAGUUCACACAACUACUUUCCACAUGGACAUUCUCCGUCUCCUUUAAACAGCGGGUUUUCUCCCCCAGGAGCAAACUAUCCUUCCUCCGGUGGAAUGUCCAGUCCUUACCAGAGGCAGAUGCCAGCGACAAGCCCUUUGGGAAGUCCCAACGGGCAUGGACACCCAUAUCCAAGAUCUGCUAGUGCUGGUCCAACAGUUCCUUCUCCCAUCAUGAUGCAUGGACCUGGAAUGUAUCCUCACAACCAGACAUCUCCAGGAAAUCGGUCAACACCAUUUGGCUUCCCUACAUCACCUACGUCACCACAUAAUCACCUUAAUCACGCCUCUCCACCUCUUGCUUCUCCAAACAGUAUGCGUCCUGUAGGAACCCUACAUAGUCCAAAGAGUCUACCAGCUAGUUCCCCUGUUCCAUUUGUUUCUCAGAUGUCACCUACAGCUUCCCGUGCUCAAAGCGUUCCUACUCUUCCUGGAAAUUCUGUUGAUCACUUGCCUCCAAUGUCCCAUGGCAGGUCCAAAUCCCCUGCAUCUGCUGGCAUUCACCGUCCAUAUCCGCAACCACCCGGUCAGCAGCAGUUAUACCCACUGCCUUCUCCUAAGGUUCGACCUGUUGACCAGACCGACAGUAGAGGACAAUAUGUAGAACUUGUGCAUACAAAGCCUGGAGAUCAGAGGCCAAAUAGUGAGAGAUCCCGUAAUCACAGUGGACCUAGAAAGAUGUCUGACCCUGGGCACUUGCCUCGAUUAGAGGAAAUGGUUGCAGACCUAAGUGAUUCAAAGGUCAAGGAGACAUUAGAUGAAAUCGUUUCAGAUAAGAAUCUUCCUGUUAUUGAGAACGGUUCACCUGGAGAAUCUGUUAAAUCUGAUUCCUCAAAUCACAAUACAGAAAGUACAAAGACAAACAGAACUCCUGGAAAUAAUGGAAUGUGUGAAAACAUGAAACAUGAAACAAAAGGAGGACUUUCCAAUGGAUUGCCAGAUUCAGGGAACAAAGAUGUUGAUGAAGUAAACUCACAAAGUGACUUAUUAAAUGAAAAAGACCUUGAGACUGUAACUCCUCUAAAAAAGGUGACUAAAACGUACUGUGGGAAGGUCAAUGCCAAGCCAAAUGGAAGAAAUGGUAUCACAAAACAAGACAGUGUAGAGUCUACCAACAGUAACUGUGAUGUAAAUGAAUCCCCGUUCAAACCACCUUUGUCCAAGCAGUCUCAACCUCAGAACUCUUGUCAAACCAAAGAAACAAACUUAUGUAAAGAAGAGACUGUCAAAGGGAAAGAGGAAUCCACAAGUAAGUCAUUACCAGAAACUAAGUGCCAAAGUGAACCCCUAACCAAGCAUUCCCCAGUCAGUGAACCAAAUAAAGAUAUAGCUUCCACUUCCUCACAGAAUACUGAUUUUGAUAAACAAGUCCCAAAGACACCACCUUCACUUGAGAAGGAUCCUAUGACCACUCCUACAAGUAAGAGGAAGAGCCCUGAGGGCAGUGGAAACAGUUCUGGGAAUGAUUCUCUUCCUUUGAAGAAGAGAAGAGGAAGACCUCCAGGUAGUAAGAAUAAACAAGAAGGGGAUGAAGUAAAACCUAAGAGGAAAUACACAAGGAAAAAGAAGCUUUCAAUGGAUGGUGGAGAAGAGGAGGACCCAAAUAAAGCUAAGCAAUCUAAAACUGUUACUCCCGUGAAAGGGAAGUCGGAGGCCAGUGCGCCUGUUGUUCGAGGGCCUAUCCUGAGAGUUGAAGGUUCUAGCAUUGAGAGUGUGGUAUCAAGCAAAUUCGUUAAUUCACAUGAUGCUGAAGAGGAGAUUGUCAAAGGUGGAAAGAAGAAGCAGAAGGUGGUGAAGCACACCAAGAGACACAAUGUUGUUGUUGCUGGACAUGUUGGACAGGCCGCUGUCCUUUCCUCGGAGUGCCCAGUUCCCACAGGGUUAUGGGUAUGUACACUAUGUGGAAAUCCUCCAAACUUUGGUAUACUUGGUGACCUGUAUGGACCAUACUAUCCACCAGGAUGUGAUGUCCCUUGCUCAAAGAAGGACAGUACAUCAAAGAAUGACAAACACAGAGGAAGUGACUCGUGGGAAUCGCGUCGUGGCUCCAAAGGUGGAAGGCAAAGUGCAGGAACAUCAAGGAAAGGGUCGGUCCAGGAGAGCAGAAGUCAGAGGGGGAAGUCAUUGAUGGCAAAGCAGGCUGAUUUCUCAAAGACUCGUAAAUGGCGGCAGAUCAAAACGUACAUGGAGGACAUGUCCUUAACGACGGGUAGGAAAUCGUUGAAGAGGAGAAAAAGUGAAAGUGAAAGUGAUUUUGUGGAGCUUUGGGUCCAUGAAGAAUGUGCUGUGUGGUCACAAGGUGUCAUAUUUCUCCAAGGUACUCUGUAUGGCAUUCACGAAGCAUCCAAAGAAGCAGAAAACAAGAAAUGCAGCCUGUGUCGAGAUACGGGGGCAUCUAUAGGUUGCAUGUAUAAAGGAUGCAAGCAAGUCUACCACUAUCUGUGUGCUGUGGAAGCUGAGUGUCAGCUUCAUCAAGAUAACUACUCCAUGACCUGUCCCAAACACAAGGACAAGAAAGUCAAGAUGAGAGGAGGUACCUGAUGAUCUUCAGUCCUUGAUGAAACCAUGUGGCUUUAAUAUUGGACAGUACAACACAAAGAUGCAUUUCCUCUACAGUAUUUACCUUCAAGUUCUCAACGGCCUGUCUCCUGGAGUUGGGUUUAAUUCAAAGUCAUAUUGGCGCCAGUUUUCUGUGGGAGUUCGAAACGCUACGGAUGCCAAUCACGCAGAGUAUGGAAGGUAUUCCUGACCAGUAGACAUUGUGUAAUACCACUGGAAAUCGCUUUUGCUUUCCCGGCCCUCACAGUUGUCCGAGGCUAAGCCAGGCUUGGUCAAAGAAUUUCUCGCCAGUACAUCAAGUUUGCUGUUCCCAGAGUGUUUUCUACGACAGGUAUUUUUUAUUCUUCUAUCAAAGUCUGGGAUGGAUCAGCAAAGAAUAAUCCAUUUCCCAUGAUAGCUGACGUCUGUAUAACUUUUAACUCUGGGCCUAAGAUCAUAAAAGCUCUAUAGCAAUUGAUUAUGGGGCUAAGCUACGAUUGAUUGCAUUGAGUAUUUGUAUAUGAUCAACUGCUUGAAUCAUCCCUAGGAUCGAUUGCUGAAAUUUAUGUUCCAGGGGCUCCCAGGUGGGUGUUUCAUAAAGCUGUUCGUAAAGUUAUGCACAACUUUACACACGACUGGAACACGUUCUUAGGUCAUAACUCAAUUACGCAGGGAUAUCACAUAGCACAAGAAAGGAUCACCAGUGGUGCGUAAAGUCAGUCGUAUCUUACGCACAGCUUUAUGAAACACCCACCUUGGGCCUGUUGCAGAAAGAGUUGCGUUUAAACGCAGGCAAAAAAAAAAAUAUCGCAAGUCCCAAAUGCGCGCUGUUGAUUGGUUGAAAAUCAAGUUGUGCCUGAUUUAUAGAGGUGCGAUCGAUUGCAACUCUUUCUGCAACGGGUCCCUGGUCUGAAGUUGUUCUUAACUUAUGGAUAGCCAGUUGUGGCAUAAAUCUCUAAAAGUAGAGUGUCAAAUUAUCAACAUGUUUCAUAUUAUGAUUAGGCAUAAUUGUCUCAAUUUUAACCAAGAGAAUUAUCUCUAACAUUACAGCAUGAGGAAAGAACAUAGCAAGCAUAUGAGAGUACAAAGAUUUUGAAAUUUCUGACUUCCCUUGAUUUAACCAAUGACUUGGCUGAAUUUAAACCUGGACUUCAGAAUUCAGGCCAGUGUGUUUAUUUUUCUUCUUCUGUUUGUGUAAUGUAUGACAAUAUAUGUAUAGUAUCUGUUAUACUUUAUAUGUGAAGUGCACAAAGCAGUAGAAU